This is a messenger RNA of Phyllostomus discolor (pale spear-nosed bat), 4566 nucleotides long. It is a transcript of the gene CAPN5, whose product is annotated as calpain 5. Gene Ontology annotation, molecular function: calcium-dependent cysteine-type endopeptidase activity. Bases 266 to 2188 code for a protein of 640 amino acids. Gene Ontology annotation, biological process: proteolysis. The transcript has 13 exons. The record is from RefSeq and is a predicted model, not a curated record. Lineage: Eukaryota; Metazoa; Chordata; Mammalia; Chiroptera; Phyllostomidae. Gene Ontology annotation, cellular component: cytoplasm.
GCUGCGGGGCGGGGCGGGGUGGGCCUCAGCCCCGGAGUCCCAGCUCGAGCCCCCGCCUUAAGGCCAGCCCCAGCCGAUCUCUGGCCGGAGCUGCAGGCUGCUUCCUGAGGCUCGUCCAGCCGCCGCUCCACUGUCCGUGCCGUGCCUGCAUCCCGGAGUCCGGCUCGACCCGUGGCGGCGCGGCAGGUGCCCCCGGAGCUGCCCACGCACCCACCCAGCCCUCUGCUCGCCGGCCUUGGCCUCCCCUCCCUGGGCGGUGGCCGCCAUGUUCUCGUGUGUGAAGCCCUACGGAGAGCAGAACUACUCAGCCCUGAAGCGGGCCUGUCUGCGCAGGAAGGUGCUCUUCGAGGACCCCAGCUUCCCGGCCACCGACGACUCGCUGUACUACAAGGGCGCCCCGGGGCCUGCCGUCCGGUGGCAGCGGCCCAAGGACAUCUGUGAGGACCCGCGCCUCUUUGUGGACGGCAUCAGCUCCCACGACCUGCACCAGGGCCAGGUGGGCAACUGCUGGUUUGUGGCGGCCUGCUCAUCGCUCGCCUCCCGAGAGUCCCUGUGGCAGAAGGUCAUCCCAGACUGGAAGGAGCAGGAGUGGGACCCCGAGAAGCCCGAUGCCUACGCGGGCAUCUUCCACUUCCACUUCUGGCGCUUUGGGGAGUGGGUGGAUGUGGUCAUCGAUGACCGGCUGCCCACAGUCAACAACCAGCUCAUCUACUGCCACUCCAACUCCCGCAAUGAGUUCUGGUGUGCCCUGGUGGAGAAGGCCUAUGCCAAGCUGGCAGGCUGCUACCAGGCCCUGGAUGGAGGCAACACGGCGGAUGCGCUGGUGGACUUCACCGGCGGCGUGUCUGAGCCCAUCGACCUGACUGAGGGCGACUUUGCCAACGACGAGGCCAAGAGGAACGCGCUCUUUGAGCGUGUGUUGAAGGUGCACAGCCGGGGAGGCCUCAUCAGUGCCUCCAUCAAGGCCUUGACAGCAGCAGACAUGGAGGCCCGCCUGGCAUGCGGCCUGGUGAAAGGCCACGCAUACGCCAUCACCGACGUGCGCAAGGUGCGUCUGGGCCACGGCCUGCUGGCCUUUUUCAAGUCCGAGAAGCUAGACAUGAUCCGACUGCGCAACCCCUGGGGCGAGCGAGAAUGGACCGGGCCCUGGAGCGACACCUCAAAGGAGUGGAAGAAGGUGAGCAAGAGUGAACGGGAGAAGAUGGGUGUGACUGUGCAGGAUGAUGGCGAGUUCUGGAUGACCUUUGAGGAUGUGUGCCGAUACUUCACCGACAUCAUCAAGUGCCGCCUGAUCAACACGUCCUACCUGAGCGUCCACAAGACGUGGGAGGAGGCCCGGCUGCGUGGGUCCUGGACGCGGCACGAGGACCCACGGAAGAACCGCAGCGGGGGCUGCAUCAACCACAAGGACACCUUCUUCCAGAACCCGCAGUACAUCUUUGAUGUCAAGAAGCCAGAAGACGAAGUACUGAUCUGCAUCCAGCAGCGGCCCAAGCAGUCCACCCGUCGGGACGGCAAGGGCGAGAAUCUGGUCAUCGGCUUCGACAUCUACAAGGUGGAGGAGAACCGCCAGUACCGCAUGCACAGCCUGCAGCAGCGGGCCGCCAGCUCCAUCUACAUCAACUCGCGCAGCGUCUUCCUGCGCACGGACCAGCCCGCUGGGCGCUACGUCAUCAUCCCUACCACCUUCGAGCCCGGCCACACCGGCGAGUUCCUGCUCCGCGUCUUCACGGACGUGCCCUCCAACUGCCGGGAGCUCUGCCUGGAUGAGCCACCGCGCUCCUGCUGGAGCUCCCUGUGCGGCUACCCCCAGCUGGUGACCCAGGUGCAUGUCCAGAGGGCUGCUGGUCUCAAGGACUCCCCAACAGGGGCUAACUCCUACGUGAUCAUCAAGUGUGAGGGGGACAAAGUCCGCUCGGCCAUGCAGAAGGGCACCUCGGCGCCCAAGUACGACCUGAAAGGCAUCUUCUACCGCAAAAAGCCGGGCCGGCCCAUCACUGUCCAGGUCUGGAACCACCACGUCCUGAAGGAUGAGUUCCUGGGCCAGGUGCAACUGAAGGCCGACCCGGAUGACCUCCAGGUCCUGCACACCCUGCACCUCCAAGACCAAAACAGCCAGCAGCCCAGCGACCUGCCGGGCACCAUCGCCGUGAGCCUCCUCAGCAGCGCCUCCCUCACGGCCGUCUGACGCCAUCCACCCGCCGUUGGCGUGUCCCCCGCCAGGGGCCGGCCUGGGAGCCGGGACACAGGGUUCUUUUCCCGGCUUUCCCACUGACUCGCUGGGUGACCUUGGGAGGUCGCUGCCCGUCUCUGGACCUGUGUCCCGAGGACCCAAAGCAUUCCUUUCUCACGGAGGAGUCUCCUUGCCUGAGAUGUAACAUAGCCUCCUCCCCCAGCUGUCACCACUACUAGGGGCUCUGUCCCUCGAAAAUGCUUCCCCAAGGCCCUGCUGUCCGCGACGGAGUGCCAAGAAGACGUCACUUGUUUACGCACGAACUGCCCCCUGCCCGAGCCCCAUGUCGCCACUCCUGUCCUGCGCCUACCCCUGCGCCUGCCCCGGGGCCCCAGACGUUGCUUUCUCUGCCACCUGCACCUGCUCUUCCAGCCACCUGGAAAGGACUCUUGGCUCUUGCUGGGUCCCUGCCCAGGCUGGAGUUUGGGAACUGUGCAGGUGACACUUGUUCAUGCUCGAAUCCCAUCCCCCGCCCAUCCAUGUAUUUAUUCAACGGAGAUUUGCCAAGUGAGCAGUGGACGCCCGUGAGACCCUGGGUGGGGCCGGGCCCCUGCCCACAGCUCGGGGGGCCUGGCGUCAGUCCCGGGCUGCACCCCUGCUGCGAGGUCGCUCAGGCGGGUGCCCAGAGGAGCUGCGGCUACCUUCACGGUCCAGGUUCUGGUUUCGCCCCCGGCCUCUGGUCUAAGGGGCCCGGAGAGGUUUUGGCGGUGAUGGGAACGAAGGGUGUCUUUCCGUCCGCACCGCCCUGACAUCAGGAGUGCAUCCAGUUUAGUGGCCGGGGCCCCGGCAGGUGGGGGGCCUGCCGACCCGAGGCGGCGCGUGUUCUCAGGACCCCCUCUGCUGCCAGACCUGGGCUCUCCCGGGAGAGGGGGCUGCAGGGUGCUGGUGUCAAGCCCGCCGGGGUCAGGUCACCCACUGAGUGUGGCGGGAGCACGGUAAAUCCGUCCCUGACCAGGGGCUCUCCAACAUCCCCCAAAACGGAGCCAAGGCUGUCCUCCUGCUGUCCGGACCAAAGCGUCUCUUUCAGUCCUCGACAUUUUGUGUUCUUUCUGGUUUAAACCUCUCCAUUUAAACCUAGAGUAGUGGUUUUUUUUUGUUUUUUUAAGGAAAGCUGAAAGCCUGUGAACCUUUUUUUUCUUCUUAUACCCCAGUUCUUGUGGUCUGCUGAUUUUAUUUUGUUCUUGUUUUCUCUCUGACGUUGUCUGGGUCCACCUGGGGAGGGACAGGCAGGGCUCUCCCCUUCUCGGAGGAGGCCCGGGGGUGGGUUGGGAGGGGGCGUCGGCACAUCGAUGGGGAGCAAACGGGCACCAGGCUUCUGGUGCUGUGGCUGGGCUCUGUCUCCCCCCGCCCCUCCUGGGCCCCAGAACAGGCAGCGUCAGUGGAAGAGCUCAGCUGGUUCAGGAACGGGAAUCCUUUGGAAACCUGAAUUUUCAGCUCCAGGCCUGGCUAUUUGGUCCGGUGUCCUGGCCAGAAGUGCUGGGUCCUGGGUUUUGCCUCCUCACCCCGUGGCCGGCUCUGCUCCCGUGUCCUGGCCCCAGGCCUCUUGAGGGCCAGGAGCUGGACAACAAGGAGGGCAAGAGGACUCCUGGGAAAGCUGGGCCUGGGGCCAGGAUUCUGCCGAAGACCAGGAGCAAGUCAUUCAAACCUCCCGUGCCUCGAUUUCCCCCUUCUGCAAAGUGGGGCCCAUGAUUCCUGGUUGUCAGCACUCUCAGUAACAAGUGUUGAAUAAGGGCAAACUUAUAACUUCUCUCUGUGCAUCCCUGUGUGCGUGCACUCCGUACACACUCAUGUAAUCACCUUUCAAUGUCUGUUUCAAAUGAACACUGAGUUAGGGUGGAGAGGUGAGGGCUGGGUAGGCCAGCUUGGGGCCUCUGGGGCUGAUGUGUGGGUGUUCUCUCAGCCAUAUCCACCGGGGCCUUGAAGCGAACCAGGACCAACCUGCAGACCUGCGGGCUCCAGCGCUGGGGCUGGGCCCUGCUCCCUCCCCCCAACAAACUUGUUCACAGCCCUGCCCGUGCUUCCUGCCCCUCUGGGUGGGCCAGGCUGGUUCCUGGAUGUGUGGGGGUCCCUGGUCCUUGGGAGGCCCUGGGGAUGGGGCAGGUGAUGUUGGAGUUCUUCCAGGCUGGGACUGGAGGGUGGGUGGGAGAACAAUUGCUCCGUGUCCGCCUGACAAGCCGCCGCAGUUCAGUUCACAGGGCCCCGUCCCCGUCUGCAGACGGCGGGGCCUCCGCUCUGGUCCACGCCACAGGCUCCGGGCUGCAUUCUCCUCAGGGCCCAGCCUGGGGUCUGGGAGACCUGUUCUCAGAAUAAAUAUUACCACAAUCCCAGAAACA